Blastomyces gilchristii SLH14081 is the source of this 15034-nucleotide messenger RNA. RefSeq names its product midasin. NCBI's taxonomy places the organism in Eukaryota, Fungi, Ascomycota, Eurotiomycetes, Onygenales, Ajellomycetaceae. Gene Ontology annotation, molecular function: ATP hydrolysis activity; ATP binding. Gene Ontology annotation, cellular component: nucleus; preribosome, large subunit precursor. Gene Ontology annotation, biological process: rRNA processing; ribosomal large subunit assembly. The transcript has 3 exons. The record is from RefSeq and is a predicted model, not a curated record. The coding region runs from base 58 to 14889 and encodes 4943 amino acids.
UUGAGGUCUAAAAAAGUCCUGGGUGGAGGAAAAGGGCUUUUUAAGGUGGCUUACAGGAUGACUCAAUUUAGUAUUAAUGAGGUACUUUUACCAGGUUCUCAGUUUUUACAACAACUCCCGCCUGAACUGGUAGAAAUUCUGCGUACCAGCAGUUCGAAUCCAUCAGCAUGCCUCGAUGCACUAGCAAUUGCAGCAUUACACCCAAAUUAUACCAAUAAGUUGUUCGCACUGUACGAGCCAAUAUUUGUGGAUUUAGCUGCUAGAUGGCUUUACUUGGACUCCCGUGAAUAUUCUGUACAAAUUACUCUCGCAUUUUCACGAAUUUUACCUUUUGCGCCAUAUCUUCAACCAUUUGUCCAUGUCGCCUCACAGCAUCUCAAGGGCAGUGCCCUGCCCUCCUCGCCGGAAUCAAACCAGUUUCAACUCCUGAAUAUGGAAGAACAAACGCUGCAUGCGUUUCUGAUUGCUCUAUUCCGCCUACUUAGCUUUGACUUGGGCAGUUUCUCGGAUAUUCUUCCCGCCGCCCAGCUGCAGUCACUGCUCACUCAUCCCAAUCCUGUCAUUAGAUAUCUUGCAAUCCGAUGUUUUUGCUUGUAUAUGCGUGCUGCAGAUGCUGCUCUUGAGCAAAUGCUAAGCAAGUAUCAUGGUCGGGCGGCGAUCAACGGCUCGUGGGAGGACCGAAGUAUCGACUAUCGUUUCCUUAGUAUUUGGGAGGAAAAGAGAUGGACUGCAUUAAAAGAUGAACUUGAGAGCGCACGGAUAUCUCGCGAUGAUUCAGUUGUCGAGAUUUGGACGAAAGGAUUCCGAAACUCUUUUACAAGUCACACUGCUGAAAUCGGCGGAGUACUUCUACCCACAAUCCAUCCGACAAACAAUAUACGAGCGUCAACUCUGGUGGAAACACCAACAGUUCUACGCAACGUUCGCAGCGUCGGUACUGCGCUUCUCUCAAUGGACCCGGUGUUACUGGUCGGCCUGGCCGGUUCUGGGAAAACGUCACUUGUCAAUGAGGCGGCCAUUCGAAUGGGCCAGUCUUCUUCCAUGAUUACGCUUCACAUCAAUGAACAAACCGAUUCUAAAAGCUUAUUGGGGGUGUACUCAACAUCAUCCCAGGCUUACUCAUUUUCUUGGCAACCUGGCGUUUUAACGAAGGCAGCCAGGGAGGGCAGAUGGGUUUUGAUUGAAGACUUGGACCGUGCGCCUUCCGAAGUCCUUGGCCUUAUUCUCCCGCUUAUUGAGAAAAGGGAACUUAUAAUCCCGAGCAGAAAAGAACGUAUCCGUUGCGCCGAUGGCUUCAGGGUGAUUGCCACGAUGAGAUCCACGAUCAAUGCCGCUGGGAAAGAAAUUGCCCCAAGCGGCAAUAUGUUGGGCAAUAGGCUUUGGAAUCGCAUUCAAGUGGUGUCAAUGCCGUUGUCAGAAGUCAAAGAGGUUAUUAUUCAAAAGUUUCCGCUACUUUCCUCCCGGGUAGAAAUGAUCAUGAAUAUGUUCGACCGUAUCACCUCGCUAUUCAACGGUUCUUUAUCUCGAAAGUUCAUGACAGGGAGGUUGCCAACCCUUCGUGACUUGGUUAAGUUGUGCUACAGAAUAGAACGACGGCUGCGGAAUCUUGGGUGUGAAACUGGCUAUGAGGCAGUCCCAGAUGGUACUCAGGACGAAUUUUUCAUGGAUGCGGUUGACUGUUUCGCAGCCCAUUCCUCCAAAGGAUUACUUCAGUCAACGGUCACAGAAGCUAUUGCGGAAGAGAUGCAGGUAUCCCCACAGCGUAUGAAAUUCUGCCUGUCCGAACAGACUCCGAAGUAUUUGGAUUCCCCAAACUCAGUCACGAUCGGCAGAGAAUCCUGCCAGAAAAGAAAACUCCUUGGCUUGCGCAAGUCAGCCUCCUCAGCAGCCGAUCGGAGUACCUUUGCACCAACAAGGGCUUCGUUGAAGAUAAUGGAACAAGUUAUAUCAGCGUUGCAGCUCUCUGAACCCGUUCUACUUGUUGGAGAAACUGGAAUUGGCAAAACCGCAGUGAUCCAGCAGCUUGCCUCCCUUUUGCGCCAGCGGUUAACGGUGGUAAAUUUAUCGCAACAAAGUGAAAGUACGGACUUGCUAGGUGGCUUUAAGCCUGUCAAUAUUCGAUCAAUUGCUGUUCCUUUGGUGGACGAUUUCAAUUUAUUGUUCGAAUCGACUUUUUCCGCAAAAAAGAACCAGAAGUUUUUAUCGUCGGUUGCGAAAUGUCUUACCAACAGCAAUUGGGUACGUUUAGUUAAUAUCCUCAACGAGGCUGUCAAAAUGGCAUCUGGAGUUUUCGAAUCGAUGAAGAAAAAGAAAAUUGAAUUGGAGGAUGCAGGUUCUGAGCAACCCUCGAAGAAACGGAAACUGGACGAUUCAAAAUAUACCAGCCUCCGUGAGAAGUGGGAGAAUUUUACUAGGGAACUGAAAGAAUUUGAGGUCCGGGUGUCUAAAGGCGAUAGCAAGUUUGCAUUCGCGUUCGUACAAGGAAAGAUAGUCAAAGCCCUGAAGAAUGGUGAAUGGGUUUUGCUCGAUGAGAUAAAUUUAGCUUCCCCGGACACCCUAGAGAGUAUUGCCAGUCUCCUCCACUAUGGAAGCGACGGCAUUCCGUCAUUGCUUCUUUCUGAGGCUGGGGAAGUUGAACGCAUUUACGGACAUCCGAAUUUCCGAAUUUUUGGGGCUAUGAACCCGGCAACUGAUGCUGGGAAACGAGAUUUGGCUCCUGGUUUACGAUCUAGAUUUACGGAAAUAUAUGUUAAUUCACCAGAUACCGAAAUCGACGACCUUAUAACUUUGAUAGAUGCUUAUCUGGGCUCAUUGACUGUUGCUGACAAGAAAGCUUCUAUUGCCCUUGCUCGCCUUUACCUCGAUACGAAGAAGCUAAAUGCAGACAACAAACUGACAGACGGCGCUGGCCAGAAGCCACAUUUCAGCAUCAGAACUCUGGUUCGUUCUUUAAUAUAUGUGAGAAAUCAAGCGCAUAUCUACGGACUUCGACGGGCAAUGUACGAAGGAUUUUGCAUGAGCUUUUUGACAUUGCUCAGCAAAGAAUCUGAACUCCAAAUUAUCCCUCUUUUGGAUCAACAUAUAUUUGGGAGCUUGAAAAACUCCCGAUCAGUAUUAUCACAAACUCCUAAGCCUCCGAACGACGGAGCCACUUAUGUUCAAUUCAAGCAUUACUGGAUGAGGCAGGGUGCAUUUCCGAUUGAGUCCCAGUCACAUUAUAUUAUCACACCGUUCAUUGAGAGAAAUUUGAUGAAUUUAGUGAGAGCAAGUUCUACGAGACGGUUUCCGAUUUUAUUACAGGGCCCGACAUCCUCUGGCAAAACUAGUAUGGUGGAAUACCUGGCCAAAAUAUCGGGCAACCGAUUUGUCCGAAUUAACAACCAUGAACACACCGACCUCCAAGAGUAUUUAGGAUCAUACGUAUCCGGCGAAGAUGGCAGCUUGCGAUAUCAAGAAGGAAUACUGGUUGAAGCCCUGAGGAAUGGCUACUGGAUUGUGCUAGAUGAGCUUAAUCUAGCACCGACCGAUGUCCUGGAAGCUCUCAACCGCCUGCUUGAUGACAAUAGAGAAUUGUUCUUGCCUGAAUCGCAGGAAGUCGUCCACCCACAUCCCAACUUUAUGCUGUUCGCUACACAAAAUCCCGCUGGUCUCUACGGUGGUCGAAAGGUGCUUUCCCGCGCGUUCCGAAAUCGAUUCCUUGAACUCCAUUUUGAUGACAUUCCCGAGGACGAACUUGAAUUCAUUCUCAAGGAACGAUCGCAAAUUCCUCCAUCAUUCUGUGCAAGAAUAGUGGCGGUAUAUCGAAAACUUUCACUUCUACGACAAUCAAGUCGCUUGUUCGAGCAGCGAAACAGCUUUGCUACUCUACGUGAUCUCUUUCGAUGGGCCCAACGCCGUGCUGAUGAUCGCGAACAACUGGCUGUCAAUGGUUUUAUGCUUUUGGCAGAAAGGGUAAGGAAUCCACAGGAAAGGGCAGCUGUAAAGGAGGUAGUCGAGGAGGUUAUGAGGGUGAAGCUUGAUGAAACUACCAUUUAUAGUUCUACCCGACUGGAUGCUCGACUCCAACAGCUCUCAGCUACUGCCCCAACUGGUAUAAUAUGGACACAGGCGAUGAGGAGGGUAUUCAUACUUGUUUCACAGGCUAUUGAACAUAAUGAACCUGUCCUGCUUGUUGGAGAAACCGGAUGCGGCAAAACACAAAUAUGCCAGGCUAUUGCAGAAAUAUAUGGAAAGGAACUCUUCACCAUAAACGCUCAUGUUAACCUCGAGACGGGAGAUAUCAUUGGUGCACAGAGGCCGUUGAGAAAUAGAUCCGCAAUCGAAGGACAGCUUUUAGCGGAUCUAUCAUCAGUCUUGAAUUCCAUUGAUACAUACGAUGAAAGCAGUGAUAGCUCUAUCGACGAGCUAACACGAGCAUUUUCUGCAUUACAGACCGAGGCACUGGACAUGUGCGAGCCAGGUUUGGUGAAUCGUAUAAGGGAGAAUAUGACAAGAGCGAAGGCACUUUUCGAAUGGUCCAACGGUAGUCUCAUAACGGCAAUGGAAACCGGGCAACAUUUUCUUCUAGACGAAAUUUCACUUGCAGACGACUCCGUUUUGGAACGCCUAAACAGCGUUCUUGAAUCCCACAGGUCUUUACUCCUUGCAGAAAAAGGCCCUAUCGAUUCCUUAGUGGUCGCAAGGGAUGGUUUCCAGUUUUUGGCAACCAUGAACCCAGGAGGGGACUACGGAAAAAGAGAACUCUCUGCUGCGCUCCGGAACCGGCUUACCGAAAUUUGGGUACCUCAGCUUUCCGAAGCUGAAGAUAUCCUUCCCAUCUUGUCUGCAAAACUCUUAUCGCCUAUCUCGAAUGCCCCAAGUUCAAUGUUAACGUUCGCAAAAUGGUUCAAAGAAACUUUCCAGGCAACCUCCUCUGGAUCAAUAUCCAUUCGCGAUUUGUUGGCAUGGGUUGACUUUGUAAAUCAAUGCAAAGAGCUCGAUGACGUUACUGCGAUGGUCCAUGGCGCGGCUCUAGUAUACAUCGAUACACUGGGCGCCAACCCUUCCGCUAUGCUUGCUUCAGGUGCCUCAAAUCUCAAACACGACCGCGUCAAAUGUCUCGAGAGAUUAGGUAAAAUUUUUGGUUUCGAUGCCGCCUCUAUCUAUUAUCAAGCAGCUACUAUAUCUAUGGAAGAAAAUAUUAUGAGAAUUGGACCAUUCGUUCUAGAGAUGAACACCCAUUCAGAGAAUGAUCCCACAUUUUCUAUGGACGCACCGACUACAAUUGCUAACACUCUGAGAAUUGCCCGCGGCCUUCAGUCAGCAAAGCCGAUUCUGCUUGAGGGUAGCCCUGGUGUUGGCAAAACCACCCUCGUUGCCGCUUUGGCACAAUCUCUUGGAAAACCCCUUACCCGAAUCAAUCUUUCCGACCAGACUGAUUUAACAGAUUUGUUUGGAUCAGAUGUCCCUGUUGAAGGCGGCGAUAUGGGAAAUUUCUCUUGGAGUGAUGCACCCUUUUUACGCGCUAUGCAAACUGGCGGCUGGGUUCUUCUAGACGAGAUGAAUCUUGCGUCUCAGUCCGUGCUGGAAGGUUUGAAUUCCUGUCUAGACCACCGUCAACAAGUUUAUGUUGCCGAGUUAGACCAAACGUUUAAACGCCACCCCAACUUUGUUUUAUUCGCAGCGCAAAAUCCUCAUCACCAAGGGGGUGGAAGAAAAGGACUCCCUGCCUCGUUCGUGAACCGGUUUACAGUUGUUUAUGCUGACUCGUUUAGCGAUAACGACUUGAAAAUGAUCUGUCAAAGGUUGUCUCCUCUUGCUCCUGAAAAAGAAAUCCAACAGCUAGUGGAAUUUGUCUCUUCACUGAAUUUCAAAGUAACGAACGAACGACGCCUGGGAACUGUCGGAGGUCCCUGGGAAAUAAAUUUACGGGAUAUCUCAAGGUGGCUCAAACUUCUUGAAUCCACUCCAAUCCGAGUUUCACCUUCUCAAUUCCUCGAUGUUGUGAUUAGCCAAAGGUUUCGCACACCUAGUGAUAGAACCCUCGUUGCGUCGCUGUAUGAGGACGUGUUCGGAUCGACUCCGGAGAUCAAAAGCUAUUUCCAUAACCUAAGCGUGUCACAAUACCAGGUCGGCCUUGGUGUACUUCAACGCGAUCCUCUGAUGCAAUAUUUCAAUGAUCCUCACAUGAAGAUACUUGCCGGCGAUCUACCGAUUAUGGAAUCAUUGAUACUGUGUAUAGAGCAGGGGUGGCCAAGUAUCCUUGUUGGCGCAUCAGGAUGUGGGAAGACAGCCAUUUUACGGAAGCUUGCCGCUUUCAGUGGCUCUAAAGUUGUCGAAUUGGCUCUAAACGCGGAUACUGAUACGAUGGAUCUCAUCGGUGGCUUUGAGCAGGUAGAUAAUGACCGCCAUCUGCUAAGUUUUAUGGACGAGCUAUGCCAAUUUCUACAAGCUCAGAUUGUCUCCACGCAUACUGCCACUAAGCAGACCGAUGUGGAUAGUGAGCUCGUACAGCUUUACCAAACAGUCAAAAGCAGAACACCCGAGCUUGAAACUAUUUCGGACGCACUACACAGAAUUUCGCUCAAGGAAUUACAUCCAAACUUCACGGAAUUUUACCAGCGCUCGAAAACAUUGCUCAAGUCGUCUUCUGGUGGCAAAACAAUUGGCUUCGAAUGGACUGAGGGCAUAUUUAUUCAAUCAGUACAGAAAGGCGAUUGGGUGGUCCUUGACAAUGCCAACCUUUGCAAUUCCUCUGUUUUGGAUAGACUAAAUUCACUUAUGGAACCGAACGGGUGCUUAGUUAUCAAUGAGCAAAGAACUGGAGAUGGUACUGCAAAAGUGGUGAAACCGCACCCGAAUUUUCGACUCUUUCUCACUAUGGAUCCUCGUUAUGGGGAGCUGUCGCGAGCAAUGAGGAAUCGGGCUAUCGAAAUAUGUUUCCCGCCAAGGGCCGACGAAGCUAUGCCUAAAGCUGGAGGAAUAUUUUAUACCUCGGAAUCGUUAAUUUACCGAAUUCGCUGGGGUCAAGAUCUCUCAUGCUAUCGAAAGGAAUCGGACAGGCUACAGGAUGAAUUAGAAGUGUCUCUUGAUCACUUGGCCCCGCACGAUUUUCGCAGCCUGCAGCAAUCGUCGGCCACUUCUAUCGACAUAUGGACCACGAAUAGUGCCGCUGAUACGAAGCGUUCAACAGCUAUUUACCAGACGUUUGAUCGCUAUCACGCUUUUUUGCACCAUGAUACCCUUCCUCCUUUGAAGGAUAUUCUAUGCAAUGGAAGUUGGAACGAACAGAAAUUUUCGAGCUUUCGCCGGAGUGUCGAGCCACUACAUCCAUUGAUCAAUGAGCCCCGAAUUGUGGCCUGCAUCGUUCCAGAAUCACGAGCUCUUUUAGCAAAAUUAACAAAACUCCAAGAGAUACAAUUUAAUGUUUGGCAUUUCCACCAAGUCUUGUCUCAAGUUCGUGGCUCCGUUUCAAACAAAAAGCCCUCUGAAAUGAACAGGCUGGAAAGGUCGAUGGCUUCGAAUACGAUUCCAGCACUUAUGAAAGAAUCAACCCAGCCGGUUGCUUUGUAUCUUUCCAACUGUAUUCAGGCUUUGAGCGAGACCAUUCAGAACAUUGAUGCCGAGCUGUUAUGUUCCGUUGAUGUGUGUGCUAUGGUCAGCUCCAUAUUAGAGUUGUGCUGGGACAUUUUCAAUGUCGUGCAAGCGAAUGACUUUGACGAGGGGGUAUUUCAAACAUACUUGCAAAUCGGGCAAUCUCUUUACUCUCGCUUUAAGGAUGUUCAGCUUGAUCUUGUUAGGGUCCUGUUUGAAUCACUUAAUAAUUUCCGUGCCAACUGGGGCCUGACAACCGGUCAGAGCAUGCAGAGGAUGUGGGAUCGCUGGAGACCAGCAACGCCAAUUGAUCCCGCUCAUUUGAAGUCAAUGGUCGAUUUGCAGUAUGUUGCUGCCCAGUUUGAUCAGAUUACUUUGAAGACAAAUUUGCCCUUUACGCAACUCAACCAAUUCCGCCACUCGCUAGUCCAGGCGCAGAUUUCAAUGCUACAAGGCGCGGACCCAGGUGGUCUGAUUCAGGAUCUUCAACAUGUGAUCGAUGACUUUGAAACCCGCAUGCUGGAUUCCGACUCAGUAUCAGCUCCCUACUUUUCCAUGGAGUUUGAAGCACUCUCGCAGUAUCGUGAUUUUAUCGACAUCAGAAAACUGGAUACUGCUACUACAAAUUCUGCCCUCUCUAACGUAUUACAGCUGCUCGCAGGACGCCCAGCUUCUCCGCAUGAUAUGUCAACUUUGGAAAACCCUGUUCCUGAGCUCCUGUCAAGAAUUUCACGUUUCUCAGGUUUCCAAAACAUGUCACGCAAACCAUUGGCACUCCGUGGAACUAUUUCACUAUCACUGAUAGUGAAACUAGGGUCUCUUGGAAAUGUGCCCUUGAAGGGAAUGAACCUCCUUCACUCUGAACUUGACCUCAUUGCAAACGGCUUAUGCUCAAGCACCGGCCAAAUCGCGCAUAAUCAGUUUGAUAUCCUCCAGAGCCGGCUGGGCGAGCUUCUCCGAGAGCUUUUACAUUGCCAUGAAGAUUUGAUCGAUCCCACGUCGCUCGCAAGUGCUGUAUCCUACCUAGGCUCACUGGGUCGUGAGUCGCCCAGCGGAUAUUCUAAGAUCCAAACACUACGACUUAAUUUACGAGAUAAUUCCGAAAAACAUCACUAUUUCAAUGAAUUUGCAUCGAGAUCAUUCAAUAAAAUCUUGUCCUCUUUGGUUGGCGGUGAAAACGGGGCCGCUAAGUACCUUCAACUAGGAGCCGCUUGUAUCCACCUUGCUAUGGCAUGUCUCCAACUCUUUGUCCCAAACAAACCUUUCGACCCGUCGCUUGGAUUAGUUGUUCAACAACAACAAUACACGCAACGCGUCCAGGAGAAAACCAGAAAGCUUGACGCAUUAAAAACAUUUGAAUUGUCCUUCUCUGGACAAGAAUCGAGUUUACGUAUUCGGAUGAUUAACGGCGAGCUCCAGCUACUGGGUGCUGUGCCCCCUUCACCCCCGGUUAUUCGACCCAAACCUUCCCAGUCUGGCGAAUUGCAGGGAGAAUUUGCCAACAUUCUAAAUUCAGUUCUCAGCUCGAAUCCUGAUGUUAUUCUUCGUUCCCUCCAGGAUUCAGGUAGCUCGGACUCUGGCAAUGCUGUCAACCAACAAGGUAAACUUUUGCAAAAAAAUAUCCAGCAAAUAUGUCUUCGCCUCACCACAAAUUAUAAGGCAUACGGCGAUGUUGUCAUUCCCAUCGUCCGCUUCCUGGAGAUUCUGCAUCUCGGGGUAGAACUGGUUCAGUGUGCUGAGCAUCGUUCCCAUUUGGGUCAAAGUUUCAUGCAGGCUAUGGGGCAGGUUACACCAUUAAUGAGCGCCAGAAGAGUCUCUCUUGUCGAACUGCAGCAGCCGUCCUCUCGGUUGUCUAACGCAGAGAAGAUAGACCUCGGGUUGCAACGGCUCUCUGUCCUACGGGUUUUCCAAAAUACGGACCCUGAAACUCUUUCAGCUGCUGAAAAUCGCCAGCUUCUCCGUGAUAUCUUCGAGGACUUUUCCAUUCUCUGGAAACAGCAGCUGGAGGUUGAUCAAAAUAAGCACUCCCAAAAGUCGAGCCUAUACCGUUAUCGAGGAUCGUUCGAAGGUGAUCAGGAAGUAGAUGCUGAUGAGUUUUCUCAACUUUUCCCUACGUUUGACGGCCCGAUUGAGAAUGAUCUUGAAAGUCGAACAUUGCCACAGCUUGAUGUCAAAACUAUUUCCAUGCAGCUUUCCAGUGUACUCGAUAAUUUGUUCUCCCGCCUCGAUAAGGAGUCAACACUGAAGAAAUUGCUGGUAGACUCCACGAAACUACUUGGUUCGAACAUUGCAAAACACCUAGGAGACAUCCCAACGGCGGACCCCAAAUCACACCUGCUCGGAGCAAUUCUAUUUCUAGACGAGGUAAAAACUUCUAAGCAACCAACGUCUUACAAUUUCUAUUCAGAUCCAAACUUGGUAGAGGUGAAGAAACUCGCAGAUUUGGUUGCAGCUAUCCGUGUGCGUUUCAAAGAACUUCAAAAUUCAUGGCCCGAGCACUCUACUCUUUCAGAUGUUAUUCACUGUUGCUCCGAGAUCUUCCAAUUCAGACACCAAGAACCGCUUGCUAAAUUUAUAACCAAGGCGGAGAAACUUCAUUCAUUUAUUUAUGAGUGGCAGACUGUCGCAAGUAAAGCAUUCUCUGCCGCUCAAUGCUACGACAAUUUAACAGCCCUUCUCAUAAAUUGGCGGCGCAUUGAAUUAUCCACUUGGGCUCGCCUUUUGGACAUAGAAGAUGAGAAAUGCAGCGAGGAUGCGAGUGCAUGGUGGUUUGUUGCGUAUGAUGUGAUAAUUGCGGCCCCAUUACGGCUAGUACAAGACGGACAGCCAUUAACUGAACACUCCGUUGAACUGAUCGCUACCCUCGAGAGAUUCAUUUGCUCCACCCCAAUGGGUCAAUACAAGUUUAGGCUGCAACUUGUUGCAAAAUUCAAAAUGCUACUGCAUCUCUAUGCUACGGACUUCCCCCCUCUAGAACAACUAAGUGGUGCGAUUGACAACCUACUUCACCACUACCUCCCGUUUGUGUCUAUUUUUGAAAAAUCACUUGGUGACGGCAGACAAGCACUGGAACGCGACAUCCAGCAAACUAUUCAGCUGGCAAGCUGGAAGGACGUUAACAUCACUGCUCUCAGAGAGAGUGCACGUCGUUCUCAUAACAAAUUGUUCAGGGUUGUGAAAAAGUAUCGCAGUCUUCUAGGGCAAUCCUCGGAAGGCCUGUUCAUGAAGGGACUCUCCUGCCCUCCGGAUACAAUAGAAUCAUUGCCGGAUAAAUGUAUCGCACUACCCGAUCGUGUUUCCUCCACUGCCCUCCGCGUAUGCCGUGAAAAUGUUCACGCAUGGGGCCAGCGACCCAUUCGAUUUACGGACCCGGAUGGCGCAGUCAAGAGCAUGCAACGUGUGUAUGAGAACUCUCUAACAGGAUUAUUGGCCCACGAGGAGCUCGAUGCGUUCAUGCGCGACAUAAUUGACACCAUCGCCGAAUUUAAAUCCCGAACCCCAAAGACCCUAACCGAAGAUAACCAGCACGAUGUUCAGCAUCUCAAAGGCCAAAAGCGGCGGUUCUAUGCAGAAAAACUCAAAGACCUUCGCUUCAUGGGCAUCCGUUCUAAUGUUGGGACUACCAUUCUUGAAAGUCAACAAUCUGUCGCUGCGGUCCUUUCAACGACACGCCCUCUCACGGCGCAUGUUGAUUCUGUCCAUAUUAAGAGCGCAGACUCUUACUUUCAUCGAUUUUUGGAUUUGGUGCCUCGUGUCCGCAUUUCCUCGCACGAGUACUCUGAAGACCUUAGCAAUGUUGAGGUUGCUAGAAGCGCGGGAUUUAUUGAAGGUCUUCUUCAUUGGGCAUUGAAACAAAGGGAAACUCUAUCAUGGAGGAUGGAUAACUUUAUUGCUCUCGAAUCCACGAUGCAACAAAUGAGGAAUGUAUCUGAUCUUAGUAGCUCCCUGUUGUACAGUAACAGCUAUCUCCCAUCCAGCCGUCGUGAUCUCCGAGGAACGCUUCGGUGGCUUUCCACUAUCCUUGGUGUCUGUGGUUCAACUCUUCAAAUCCACCGAAAUUUUGCCGGAAUUGAUUCGUCGGAAGUGCUAGGGGCAUUGGAUGAUUGGAAAACCCGCUUGAACACGCUACUUAUCUCAAUCGAAAAUCUAAAAACUCUACCUCCAGGAUUAUCUACUAGCACUCACGAAAAUCUAUUUUCGAGCGUUCAGACGUUGGUUUCAGAUAUACGAUCCGAUGUACUAAAACGGAUUGAUGAGCAUCCUGAGUUGACCUUCGCUCUGGAACAGAUACUUCCAUGGACUGAAUUAUGCACAAAAUCAAGCAUGCCAGAAACCAAUGGCCAAAUCAGAAUUUCACUACAGGAGUUUGACUCGGCCCUCUUGACAACGAUGGACAAAAUUUUUGUUGUGAUGCAAAAAUUAAGUUCCUCACUGUCCACAGCUCCUUCUUCAAAGGAUACCCCAGCCUGGUUGGUAAAAACUGAACAAGUUAUAUCAAAAGCGUGUGCAGAGCUACACAUGGUCGAUAUCGCUGGUGCUAUCAACUCUGUGCUAGCCCAGAUUCAGCACAUUUCCACGACGGAUUCGACUUCGCUUACUGUUGUUGGCGCCGCCAUAUCAGUAGUACUGCCAAUCGCGGAACAAUACAAAUCGAUUUGUACUGAUGUCCUUCACCGGUAUUCUGCGCUACAUCGAGAGAUGUGCAAGAUGUCAUAUCUCUUAGCAAAGUCGUUUAACCAGAUUGCGUCGGAAGGUUUCUGUACUCCGCUUGAGAGCUCUGGAGAGCAGGGGAAAUCUGACAAGCUGGAAAGUGGGACUGGGCUAGGCGAUGGGGAAGGCGCUGAGGAUAUUAGCAAAGAUGUUCAAGAUGAUGAAGAUUUGUCCGACCUAGCCCAGGAAAAGCAACAAAUGGAUGGAGACAAAGAGGACAAGGAGGGGGAAGACGAUGCUGUCAAUAUGGACCAUGAGGAUCUUGAGGCAGACAGAAGUGAUUUUGAGGAUGAGAAGGAUGCGGAAGACGGAAAGGGCUCAGACCAAGAAGAGGAAGAAGAUAUGGACAUUGAUGAGGAAACUGGCAGUGUUGAUGGACUAGACGCUUCCGCAGUUGAUGAAAAAAUGUGGGAUGGGACCAAUGAUCAAGAACAGAAAGAUACGGAAAACGAACAAGGAAAAGGGGAGCCAGAAUCGGAGGAUAAAACAGCUGCGCCCACUGAAAAGAAUGAAAAGGUAGACCAAGAUAAAGAUGGAGAGGAAAGCGAAAACGAGGGAUCCGAGCCUCCUGAUCAUGAAGGAGAAGCUGUUGGUAGGGAAGACAUGGAUACAACCGAUCCACAUGCAAAAGAAGAACCAGUUCUCGAUCUACCCGAAGACAUGGAGCUAGAUGGCCAAGAUGACAAAGAUAAAGAGGGAUCCGAUCUGGAUGAUGAUCUUGGCGGUUUGUCAGACGAUAAUAAUAGCAUCUGGGAAGGCGAGCCAGAUGCUCCGGAACAACCCAAUGAUGAUCUGGACCUGGAUUCUCAACAUCAAGUCGAAGAUGAAGCCGAAACAGCAGAAGAAGCAACAGAAGAAGUUGUCAACGGGCAAGAAGACGCCGAAGGUCCCAAAGAGGAGCCAGAGACUGAGACAGCAGAAGAAGAAGAGGAGGAGAGAGAGGGACUCUUGGAAAUGGAGAGGACAGAUAACCAAGCAGAUUCGGAAAAUAUUGCUCCAAGUGAGGAAGUUUCUGGUGGUCUAGGAGUCGACCAAGAUCAAAAUCGAGAGAAAGGGGACUCUGGCGAAGCAACUCAAGAACAAGGCUCCAAGGACCAGGCUGACGAGCAAAAGCCUCAGACAGGCAGUGCUGACCAGGGUGAAGACGGGAAAGAAGCAACAAACGCAUCUGGUGGUCGAGACGACGGCAAACUAGAAGACUCCCAAACACAAGCUUUCAAAAAGCUUGGCGAUAUUCUCGAGCAAUGGCACCGCCGUCAACGUCAAAUCAAGGAGACCUCUGACAACCAAGACACUUCCCAGAAUGAAAAUCAGGAUGCCAACAUGGAAGAUGCGGACUUCGAGCAUCUCGCAGACGAUCAGGAUGUCGCAGAUACUCAAGCACUUGGCCAGGCAAACGAAGAGCAAGCCAAGAGCCUUGAUCAAAGCAACGCUGUCGAAUCCGAUAUAAAGCCAGAAGAAGGAGAAUUCCUUCCAGAUGCCGGAGAGCCUCAGAAUCUUCCUGCAGAACAGUCUUUGGAAGAUCAAAUGGAUUUGGACCAGAAACCCGAUCUGCCGGAGAACAGUAAUACAUCAAGAUCAUUUGUUGCUGGUGAUAGAAGCAUGGAAACUGAACCUACAAAUCAAAAUGGACAAAAAGAGGAGUCUCGAGAAAUGGAAGACAUGGAUACUCAUCUGUUGGCCUUGCAUGUCACUUCGGAAUUGGCUCCAUUGAGUUCUCCAGAGGAAGCCCGGCGACUAUGGUCUCACUAUGAGUCAAUUACCCACGAUCUCUCGCUCUCGCUGACUGAACAACUACGCUUGAUUCUCGCACCCACUCUGGCAACCAAACUGCGAGGAGACUUUAGAACCGGAAAACGACUCAAUAUCAAGCGCAUCAUUCCGUACAUCGCAUCCCAAUAUAAACGAGAUAAGAUCUGGAUGCGACGAUCUGUCCCUUCAAAGAGAAGUUACCAAAUCAUGAUUGCAGUUGAUGAUAGUAAAUCAAUGCUUGAGAGCGGCAGCGGGCAACUAGCUUUCGAGACGCUCGCUCUUGUUGCAAAAAGCCUAAGCAUGCUAGAGGCAGGGGAUCUCUGCGUUGUCAGUUUCGGAGAUGAGGACCACGUCCGUGUGGCUCAUGAAUUUGGAAAACCUUUCUCGUCUGAAGCAGGUGUCCAAAUCUUCCAGCAGUUCAGCUACAAACAGACUGGCACAAAUGUACGGAAACUUAUCUCCGACUCGAUUGCUCUGUUUAGGGAGGCGAAGGCGAAACGCUCUCGUUCGAGUGGGAGCGGAGAUCUUUGGCAGCUGGAACUCAUCAUAUCGGAUGGAAUCUGUGAAGACCAUGAGACCAUUCGCCGGUUAGUUCGACAAGCGCAAGAGGAGCGAAUCAUGAUAGUCUUCAUCAUCGUCGAUGCAGUGAAGGGGAACUCGAUUCUCGAUCUGACGCAGGCGAGUUUCGAACCUGACGGGUCGGGGACAGGAGAGAUGAAGUUGAAAAUGAAACGAUAUCUUGAAGGAUUUCCAUUUGCAUAUUAUCUGGUUGUUAGGGAUGUUCAGGAGUUACCAGCAAUUUUGAGUUUGGCGUUAAAACAAUGGUUUGCGGAAGUUGUCGACGUUGCCGCAUAGAAUUUUCGACUGUACCGUUUCAUUUCUACUAUUAGGCCAGGGCAUGUUUUUUUUUGUUUUUUUGUUUUUUUGUGUUGAUGCAUGUAUAUGUUCUGUUGGAUUUGUAGAUAUACCUCUUGUGCAUACUUAAAAUAGGCCAUUUCCU